UUUUUGACACGAGUCCCGCCCGAUCGCAAACGGGUUUUUAGGGUUGCGCUCGGGAUCGGAUUCACUUCGACCUUCCCCACUGCAAUCUCUCUUCCAUCGUUGUUCUGCCUUUCGUUCUCCGCUCUCGUUCUGCCUUGCGACGGCGAGCGAGCCGGCAAGUGGGAGCGACCAUGGAGGCAGACGUGGGGGCGGCGAAGACGAAGGAGGAGAUCGAGGCGGAGAUAUCCCGAGCGAUGCGCGCACGCGUUAGCGACUUCAAGGAGCGAGCCGACACUUUGACACUUGAAGGUGUUCGAAGAGCACUAGAAAAGGACUUAGGGAUGAAUAUGUUUUCAUUGGAUGCUUAUAAGAGGUUUAUUAAGCAAUGUUUGGAAGAGUGCUUUUAUGGUGCUGACGAUGAGAAUGUCCCCAAACUCUCGGGAGUGAGUUCUUCUCAGUCGGCAAAAGAAGAAAAGUCAAGACAGGCUGAAGACUAUCAGCAAUCAGCUGAUUUUAGAAAGAGUAAUUCUGAUGAAAUAGAAGGUUCUCCAGCAUCAGGUGGAAAGUCAGCUUCAAAUGAUGAGCCUGUAAACAAUCAAGGUCCUCAAGAUGAUAGUGAUAUAAAUGAAGACAAAAUAAGGAAAGCAAUAGAAAGUAGAGCUGACUAUUUUAGAGCAAAUUCUGCGUCUAUUUCUUUAGCAGAAGUUCGCCGACUGUUGGAAGAAGAUCUUAAACUUGAGAAGAAAGCAUUGGAUGCCUAUAAAAGUUUUGUCACUGAAGAGUUAGAUAAGGUCUUACAGAUACCUGAAGUUGUCAAAGCAUCAAAUGGAGUUAAGAAGCAGCUUAAAAAAGUUUCUCAAAAUGUGGAUGUGAAAAAACCUGGAAAAAACACUAAAAGGGCUCGUAAGGAGUCAGAAUCUUCAGACACCAACGAUUCCGUUACUGAGGAUGAGGAAGUUGAUGAAGAUAUAAGGCCAAAAAAAAAGACAAAUGAAAAAACUAAAUCAGUUGCAAGAGCACCAAAAAGGCAGAAAAAGUCUCAAGAUAAAAAUGAGUCAUCUAGUUCUAGUGAAAAAAAGAUGGUGGAGCAAGCUUCAGAGAACACUUCUGAAGAUGAUGGUGGCAAUUCCUCUGCAGAUAGUCCUCAUUCAUCCAAAGGAGAUGUCAAGAAGAAACAAGAGAAGCCAACUCAGGUAUAUGGUAAACGAGUAGAGCACCUAAAGUCAAUAAUUAAGUCCUGUGGAAUGGGUGUCCCUCCAUCUGUUUAUAAGAGGGCUAAACAGGUGGCUGAAAGCAAACGUGAAGCUUAUUUGAUAAAGGAGUUGGAGGGAAUUCUUAAAAAGGAAGGAUUAUCAACUAAUCCUUCUGAAAAACAAAUGAAAGUAGUAAGAAAGAAAAAGGAAAGGGCAAAGGAACUUGAAGGCAUUGACAUGAGUAACAUAGUCUCAAGUUCUCGUCGGAGAACAUCAUCAAGUUAUAUUCCUCUACCAAAGCCUAAAAUAGAAGUUGAUAGUGAUGAGGAUGACGAAGAUGAGGAAAAUGAGGAAGACACUGAUGAUGACAAUGAGGAUGAUGUUUCAGGUUCGGGUGGAGAAUCUGAUGAAGGUGAUGAGGAUGAAAGUGAUUGAGGUUCUCUUUUAGGCGUUGUUCAAAUGCUUUCUACAAGUCUAGUUUAAUAUAUAGGCACACUCACCUUCUUCUCGAUGUAUUUUCUGAAUUGAGUUGGUGAUCCUGACCGAGUGUGGGCAGUCACCCCUUCCAGCGUGAUUAGAAAAGCAGUCUUUGCUGUCAAAGAUAUGUAGCUAAUUUUGUUCGGCUGUCAUUUGUAAUCUUCGUCUAGUUUACAUCUCUUCCGGGUGAUUUGGAUUAUUUAUUGGAUGGGACCAUAAUUUGGACUACUCUGCCGUCUAUAUAGAUCAAUCGCCUGCGAGAA
Musa acuminata subsp. malaccensis (wild Malaysian banana) is the source of this 1912-nucleotide messenger RNA. RefSeq lists its product as uncharacterized. Lineage: Eukaryota; Viridiplantae; Streptophyta; Magnoliopsida; Zingiberales; Musaceae. Gene Ontology annotation, cellular component: nucleus. The record is from RefSeq and is a predicted model, not a curated record.